This is a messenger RNA of Paramormyrops kingsleyae, 1465 nucleotides long. RefSeq names its product AN1-type zinc finger protein 6-like. Lineage: Eukaryota; Metazoa; Chordata; Actinopteri; Osteoglossiformes; Mormyridae. Gene Ontology annotation, biological process: protein targeting to peroxisome. The record is from RefSeq and is a predicted model, not a curated record. Gene Ontology annotation, molecular function: DNA binding; zinc ion binding; polyubiquitin modification-dependent protein binding.
AAGGAGCUUGUUACGUCACCGCUAAGGUGACAGUGGGGGCUGGGGUGACAGAAAUUGACAAACAGGCGCUUAGUUAGAUCGGGGGGUUAAACCCUAACGAGGAGACACGGCAGCAAAGGUGUUCAUUUUGAAAUUACUAACUCUUCAUUCAAAGGUGGGACAUGGCUCAGGAGACCAACCAGACGCAGGGGCCCAUGCUCUGUACCACUGGCUGUGGUUUCUAUGGGAACCCCCGGACCAAUGGGAUGUGCUCGGUGUGUUAUAAGGACUAUUUACAAAGACAGAACAGCAGUGGCAGAGUUAGUCCCUCAGCCUCAUCCGGGGUCAGCGCUUUGGGGGAGUCCCUGGCCACGCCUCGCACGGACAGCGGCGUCCUGGUGCUGGCACCAGCGUCGCCCUCGGCAACUGCCACCCUGGAGACCAGCAGCAGCCAGAAUCUGUUAUCACAAGCGUCUGUUACACAUUCUGAAGAGGACGACUCAACGGGGGACAAGGCAAGGCCGAAAACGGACCAUUUACAGGCAUCGGUGCCAGAAAACACAGAGCGGGGCUCUGCGGAGGGCCAGGAACCGUCCCCUGAUAGACCCAAGCAGAAGAGGAACCGCUGUUCGAUGUGCCGCAAGAAAGUGGGCCUCACAGGCUUCGACUGCCGCUGCGGGAAUAUGUUCUGCGGGAUCCACCGGUACUCGGACAUGCACGGCUGCACCUUCGACUACAAGGCCGACGGCGCCGAGAGGAUCAGGAAGGACAACCCCGUCGUCGUCGGAGAGAAAAUCCAGAAGAUCUGAGAAUGUCUGCCCAACCCCCCCCCUCCAAGAUUAAAUUCUUCACGGAGAUCUCAGCAAUACCCCCCCCCCCCCCCCUUCCGGCCCUUUAAAUCAUGCAUGUCACCUCAAAAAAAUGCCUAUUUGAACAUCUUAUUCAAAGUGUUUCCUUUGAAGUUUUUUCACUUUCACGGUUUCUUUUGUGAGUCGUGUCAUAUGAUACCUAAUAGGGUUUAUGUGAUUUUCCUGCCAUUUUUAACUUUAACAGCAGAGAGACUGAAAUUCGAUGUGGGUAAGAUUGCAUGGUCCCCCGCCCCUUUACUUUGUACUGUGUAUAUAGUUUUCCUAUAUUUCAGCACAACUUUUUCUGAUAGUGUUUUUAAGGCACUAAUAGGUAUUUAUCACUGAAUGUAUUCAGAUGCGUGUGGCUGAUCCUUUUUGCUCUACAUUAACAAAACGAUUUUUGCAAACGUUUGCAUAUUUUCUGUGUAUGAUCUAGAGAGAUGAACGUGUGUGUGCGUGAGCGUGAGCGGUAUGGACUAGACUGUUUGCAUUUCACUGUUGGCUGUGAGUUUUAUUGGGAAAAUAUAGUUCAUUUAUAUGAAUGCACAAAAGAUGUAUAACCCGAAAGAAUUGUGCUGUAUUUAUGUUAGUUAAUUCACUGCAUAACUUUGAUCUCAAUAAAGUUAAUUUUAAUUUUA